CUUUUCAAAAAUUUUUAAAAAUGAAAUGAUAAAUGAAAAAUGAAACACUUUUCGUUCUAAUGUGAUUGUAAUUUUAAAAAAAAUGAAGAAUGAAUUAAUUUAAUUUACUUGAAUUUGGAAUUUAAAAUGUUCUUUUCAGUCUCCUGUACUGAGAAAUACCACUGUGGUUUUGGACGGUGAAAUUUCUCAUUCCUCAUUUCAAAACUGGCACGACAUACACCGAUCGAUGUACGUUAUUCGUAAAACUGCCAACCAUUUAGCAGAAAAAUUUUAGGAAUGAAAGGCCUUCAGUGAAAUUAUUUACUUGAAAUACGUCACGAUGCAACCCACUAAACCUCAAGUCAUUAUAUGCCUUUUGCUGUUUUCCACCGUCCUUGUCGUUUACGCUUUUGCCAAGGCAUUUACCUUCCUGUUGGAAUACCUGCGUCAUAAUGGCGAUGAACAUUUGGAAAAUAGCUGGAUUUUUCGAUUAGCUUUGAAUUUACUGGGAUAUGGAACUAUUUUUGUGCCUGGGUUUAUCAUUUUCCAAUAUGUAAAGAGAAGUAAAAUUGCGGAAUCUGCAGAUCGAAAUUUCUUCAGUCGGCUUGUAAGAGAAUGCUUUUUGGGGUCUGAUAAAAAAGCGUAUGUCAGUUUGGAUUCAAGUGGUUCUACCAAGCCGCGGACUUUUUUUCAAGAAACAUUUCAACUUCUCUUCUGUUCAGUGGGUUUGAUUGGAACUUAUGUGAUAUGGGGAUUGCUUCAAGAAAAAAUAAUGACUCAAAAUUACGAAAAUCGCGAAGGUGAAAAAGAUAAAUUCGAAGAUUCACAGUUUCUAGUUUUUGUCAAUAGAAUAUUAGCAUUUUUGCUGUCAGGGGCGAUAUUAUUGAUUUUUAAUCAACCAAGGCAUACUGUUCCCUUUUAUAAAUAUAUUUACUGUUCUUUCUCAAACAUUAUGAGUUCCUGGUGCCAAUAUGAAGCAUUAAAGUUUAUCAGUUUUCCGACUCAAGUGCUGGCUAAAGCAUCAAAAUUGAUUCCUGUGAUGAUAAUGGGAAAAAUAGUUUCGAAAAAAAAGUACGAAUAUUAUGAAUACAUCACGGCGUUAUUAAUUUGCGUUGGUAUGGCUAUGUUUCUGGUUGGAUCAAGGGAUACUACCAAAAAUGAUGAAACAAUAACAACAUUUUCCGGAGCUGUCUUGAUUGUUGGAUAUAUGUUAUUUGAUAGUUUCACUUCGAAUUGGCAAAGUAAACUUUUUACCAAGUAUUCAGCAACAUCAUUGCAAAUGAUGUGUGGAGUUAAUUUUUUCUCUUGUUUGUUGACUACUGUAUCUCUAUUUCAACAAGAAGGAUUUAGCGAUUCUUUUUAUUUUAUGGUCAAGUUCCCUAAUUUUGCUGUAGAUUGUUUUGUCUUAUCUGUAUGUUCAGCCAUAGGGCAGCUUUUUAUAUUUUACACCAUUUCUUGUUUCGGUCCAGUAGUUUUUGUGAUAAUAAUGACAGUGAGACAAGCUCUUGCAAUUAUUUUAUCGUGUAUUACGUAUCAUCAUGCGUUGACUGCCAUUGGUAUAGUUGGUAUAUUCGUCGUGUUUGUGGCUAUCUUUCUGCGCAUAUAUUGCGGUCAACGAAUUAAACGUUUGAAAAAGAAAUCUCCAAAUUCGUCAUCGGUGUGAAACCGAAUCAUUUACCUGUUGUUGAAUGUGUGGAGUGCGUUUUUGUGAUUUUUUUUUAGUGAUUACCUAAUAAUAUGUACCUACAUGAUGUCAACGUAUUAUAAAUCAUGAUGAUGAAAAAAAUUAUGAAUAAUAGGUAUCACGAAAAACAUGUUCGCUAGUCCAAUGAAAAAAUAUUAUCUACGUAACUUAAUCUUCAUAAAUGUUGAAAACGCCCUUAAGAGAUGCAUUUAUUCCUUUUUGUAUUUUUUCUGUCGUCAGUUUUUGAAUUUGUUAGUCUUAGUUAUUUUUGGAUCCAUACUGUAGAUCAUCUUCCAUGUAAAUAGAAGGUUUUGUACUUUGUACCUAUUUAACGUUAAAAAACAUCAUGCCGUAAUUUUUUAUAGUCGGCUUAUUUCAUUUAUUCAAUGUUAUUGCAAGUGCUUAUAGUUUUUUUUUCAAAGCAGUGCAAAAUAAAUUUGUUUUAUUUUAAAAUUCAAA
Messenger RNA from Planococcus citri (citrus mealybug), 2122 nucleotides. RefSeq names its product adenosine 3'-phospho 5'-phosphosulfate transporter 1-like. The transcript is spliced from 9 exons. Gene Ontology annotation, cellular component: endoplasmic reticulum membrane; Golgi membrane. The coding region runs from base 320 to 1642 and encodes 440 amino acids. The record is from RefSeq and is a predicted model, not a curated record. NCBI's taxonomy places the organism in Eukaryota, Metazoa, Arthropoda, Insecta, Hemiptera, Pseudococcidae. Gene Ontology annotation, molecular function: 3'-phosphoadenosine 5'-phosphosulfate transmembrane transporter activity. Gene Ontology annotation, biological process: transmembrane transport.